Molecule: messenger RNA, 1557 nt
Organism: Myxozyma melibiosi
Lineage: Eukaryota; Fungi; Ascomycota; Lipomycetes; Lipomycetales; Lipomycetaceae
Product: putative cytochrome P450 oxidoreductase
Exons: 7
Coding region: 1-1557 (518 amino acids)
Molecular function (GO): iron ion binding; heme binding; monooxygenase activity
Source: RefSeq, a predicted model, not a curated record
AUGGCUCCCAGCACAUCAUCCAGCCUCCUUGAAGGGCCCGAUGCCCUCAUCCUCAAGAUCCCCGUGUUCUCUAUCCUCACCGGCGUCAUCAUCCUCUACCUUGUCGUCAAAAUACUGCGAAGCGGCCGGCGCGACCCGCGCAUGCCCCCCGGUCCCCCCACCCUCCCUAUCUUGGGCAACGUUCAUCAGAUUCCAUCUACCGGUCUUGGUAAAAAAUUCAGAGAAUUCGCCGACACCUAUGGCCCUGUCUUCUCCCUCAAAGUCGGCAGCCAGAACGUUGUCGUCCUGUCCGACCGCAAAUCUAUCAACGCCAUGAUCGACAAGAAAGGAAGCAUCUUCUCCGACAGACCGAUCGACUACGUUACGAACUUUGUCACCCAUGGCGACCAUCUGACUCUUGAGAAAGCUACUGCCUCCUGGAGAGAGAAGCGAGCUAUCGUCACCCGAAACCUUAGCCCCUCAGUUCUUGACCAGAAGCACUGGAAAGUCCAAGAAGCCGAAGCUGUGAUCUUCAUGAAUAACCUUUUGAAGCACAGCGACCGCAUCCUCGAUUAUGCAAAGAUGUACACAACCUCCGUCGCGUGUACCCUUAUCUGGGGCCAGCGAGUGACCGACUUUAAAUCGUUUUGGUACAAGGACUUUUUUGAACUGAUGCAUAUCUUGCCAUUCCUCAAGUACUUCCCCGGAAAAUGGAAAACGAGAGCCUACAAAUGUCGUCAAAUGAUGGAUGAUAUGUGGGACAAGGCUCGUGCUAUGAUUGACGAGAGACGCGCAAAGGGCAUCAAGAGAGACUGCUUUAUCGAUCAGAAGUUGGACGAGUACAACGCCAAGGGCUGGCCCAUGUCGCAGCACGCGUUCAACAACCUUUUUGGCGAACUUCUCGAGGCGGGCGCUGAUACGACAGCAAACAUGAUCCUCACUCUUAUCUUGGCAGUGGCCAAGUAUCCCGAAUUCCAGAAGCGCGCGCAGAAGGAGAUCGAUGCAGUCUGCGGUGCGGAACGCAGUCCCCAGUUUGGUCUUGAUUUUGACAAAAUGCCGUUUGUUAACUGUAUCGUGAAGGAAGCAAUGAGAUGGCGUCCCACAGCUCCUCUCGGUUUGCCUCAUCAGAGCACGGAAGACUACUGGUAUGACGGAAUGUUGAUCCCGAAGGGUUCUACAAUUUUCAUUGGUAUCUGGUCUAUCCAUCACGAUGAAUCCAUUUAUCCAGACCAUGAAACCUUCAACCCUGACCGUUACAUGAACCAUCCGAAGUUGGCUCCCGACUACGCUGCUUCGGCAGACUUUGAGAACCGAGAUAAAAUUUGUCCUGGACUCCAUCUAGCUGAGCGCAACAUGUGGCGUAUCUUGGCUAAGCUCCUAUGGGCUUUUGAUAUUUCUGAGCCAGUUGACCCGGUUACCGGAAAGGUUAUACCACUCGAUGUCAAUGCUUACAAUUCGGCAAUUCUGAUGCGCCCGCUCGACUUCAAUGUUACUGUGAAGCCGCGAAGCCCUGAGCAUCUUGCGGCGAUCCGCGGCGAGUUGGAUAGCGCUAUGAGCUUCAUGUCGCAGUGGGAGUAA